Molecule: messenger RNA, 2325 nt
Organism: Petromyzon marinus (sea lamprey)
Lineage: Eukaryota; Metazoa; Chordata; Hyperoartia; Petromyzontiformes; Petromyzontidae
Product: protein Wnt-5b-like
Biological process (GO): neuron differentiation; cell fate commitment; canonical Wnt signaling pathway
Cellular component (GO): extracellular region
Molecular function (GO): cytokine activity; frizzled binding
Source: RefSeq, a predicted model, not a curated record
CCCCAAACAAAACUUAAACAACCCUUAGCCGAGUCGGGCUCCCCGUUGCGCGCCCCCUUCCACGCGCGCCGAUUUGCGAGCGGCCAGAGGAAGGUAUUUGUUGUUCAACCGCACUUUCACGAACUUUGGCCCGCGAGAAUACAGUUUGAAGCAAGCGCUGUACGAGAGUGGUGGUGGUGGAGGUGCUACUGCCGCCGCUCCUGCGGCUGCGAGGAGAGUCACGGAAACAAUAGGAGGGGAGUAGGGGGGGGGGAGACCGCAGAGAGCCGCGGAGAGCUGCAGCGAAAGGGAAACCGCCUCUCUUGGCCGUGGCAAGAGCGUCGCGCGAAAACUCGUGAUGGUGGUCGGGACGGAUCCGUGAGUGAGGUCCCAGUUGUCGUCGCCACCUCCUCGUCUCCGGCCCCCUUCCCCACUUUGGUGGGGGGACGUUCGACGCCUCUCGCAGGGAAACUUAACCCCUCGGAGCAAGAAACGCGUUAAAAUGUUCAUUUAUUUUUUUUAACAAAAAAGUUUGGAACCAAAAGAAAACGCUGACACUCGCUGGGGAUAAAGUUUCGGAAGCGUUGCGCAGGACGGAGGAAUUUAAACAAAACUUCGCGGCAGAGUUCGGCGGACAAGGCAACUCCAAACCAUACUCAUCAUCACCCCGAUACGUCUGGGUCUCUCUGGAGGAGCUCGCCGACACGCCGCCCCACCCUCAACGGGCCCCUCCCGCGCUGCUCCGACUCCCGCAGAGGACGCACCUCUUGACAGAGAGAGCCCUCCAGGGCUCCAGCAGUGACCAUGGGUCCCCACAGAUCUCCGCUCCUGUUGCUGCUACCCGCCUUUCUGGUACUGCUCCUGCUGCUACUCUGCCACCGAGCCUGCGUGGACGCCAGCGAGUGGUGGUCGCUGGCCAUGAAUCCUUUGCAGCGCCCGGAGCUGUACCUGCUGGGAGCACAGCCGCUGUGCUCGCAGCUGGUGGGGCUGUCUCAAGGCCAGCGUAAGCUGUGCCAGCUCUACCAGGACCACGUGGUGCACAUCGGGGACGGGGCACGCCUCGCCAUCCGCGAGUGCCAGCACCAGUUCCGUAACCGCCGCUGGAACUGCAGCACCGCGGACAGCGACUCCGUCUUUGGGCGGCUCACCCAGAUAGGGAGCCGCGAGACGGCGUUCGCCUACGCCGUCUCGGCGGCGGGCGUGGUGAACGCGGUGGCGCGCGCGUGCCGCGAGGGAGAGCUGGCCACGUGCGGCUGCAGCCGGGCGGCGCGUCCGCCUGACCUGGAGCGCGACUGGCUGUGGGGCGGCUGCGGCGACAACCUCGAGUACGGCUACCGCUUCGCCAAGGAGUUCGUGGACGCGCGCGAGCGCGAGCAGCACUACGCGCGCGCCUCCGCCGAGAACGCGCGCGCUCUCAUGAACCUGCACAACAACGAGGCGGGCCGCCGGGCCGUCUACCGCUUGGCGGACGUGGCUUGCAAGUGCCACGGCGUGUCGGGCUCGUGCUCGCUCAAGACGUGCUGGCUGCAGCUCGCCGAUUUCCGCAAGGUGGGCAAGGAGCUCAAGGAGAAGUACGACAGCGCGUCGGCCGUGCGCCUGGGACGCCGCGGCAACCUGGAGCCGGCCAGCCGCAAGUUCAGCCCGCCGUCCGUCGACAAUCUGGUGCACGUGGACGCGAGCCCGGACUACUGCGUGCGCAACGAGACGACGGGCUCGCUGGGCACGGCAGGCCGCUCGUGCAACAAGACGUCGGAGGGCAUGGACGGCUGCGAGCUCAUGUGCUGCGGCCGCGGCUACGACCACUUCAAGGCGACCGUGGUGGAGCGCUGCAACUGCAAGUUCCACUGGUGCUGCUACGUCAAGUGCAAGAAGUGCACGUCGGUCGUGGACAGGUUCGUGUGCAAAUAGCGGCGGUGGCCGUUUUGGGCUCCGUUCCUCGCUCAUUUUCGGACUUCCUCCACCUCCUCGCCGCAACCGCCACCCGACUCCCAAACAUGACCCCCCCCCCCCCAAAAAAAAAAAACUGCCUUCCCCCGACAACCCCACCACCCUGCCCGCCAUUCCCCACCGCUCUGCGUAACCCACGACCGCCACUCUGGAGCAACUGGAGCAGAACAGCGCAGGAGAGGGGAAAUAAAAAAAUCUCGAAGACUGAUGUUGUUCUUGAGCGCUCGCUCCCGUACAAGCAACUGAAGCAAAUCUGAGAGAGAAAACCCCAGCAGGCAGCUUGAGUGAGCUUGCGCACACGUGCCUCUUAACUGCUGGAUCGCGGCUGUGCUCGUCAUGGAUGGACAUUGCGAGUUGCAACGUGGGAGCGGAUAUUUGAGCACUGGCACGUGAAAAAAA